CAAUAUGCAUAAACAACUGAUGAAGAGAGUAGGUUGGAACAUAUUUUUUGGGCGCCUACUCCUUGUUUUGAUUGGUGCCAAAAAUAUGGAGAUGUGAUUGUUUUUUAUACUACUUACAAAGAAAAUGCAUAUAACAUGCCUUUUGGUAUUUUUGCUAGUAUCAAUAAUCAUGGAAAGACAAUUCUCUUUGGUUGUGCACUUCUUCAAAAUGAAACAACUAGUGCAUUUCAAUGGUUAAUGAAGACUUUUGCAAAUUUAAUGAAGAAUUCACCUAAGGCAAUUUUAACAGACCAAGAUCCAUGGAUUACAGAGGCAAUAUCAAAAGAAUUGCCAUCCAUAGAAUAUGCUUUUUGUAUAUGGCACAUUACGGCUAAAUUUAGUGGUUGGUUUAUGGCAAUUCUUCGUAGUCAAUAUUCAAAUUGUUGCACUGAUUUCUACAAGCUAUAUAAGUUAGACUCAUGUGAAGAAUUUGAGCAUCAAUGGUCUCAAGUAAUGGCAAAAUAUGACAUGCUUACUAACAAGCAUGUAAGUGGUUUAUAUCAAAUCAAGCAUUUUUGGGUACCAUGUUACCUUUGUGGCUAUUUUUUUUGGGGGAAUGACAACAACCGGAAGAUUCGAAAGUAUAAAUGCAUUUAUCAAAUGGUUGACCUUGCCAUUGAAGAUAUUGAGCAAACACAAUCACAUGAUACAAUGUUGGAGAAAUAUAGAGGUUCUUCCUUAAGAACAUUGUCACUGAUAGAAGAACAAGCACAUAGUGUGUUGACACCCUACGCUUUCAAAAAUUUUCAAGAGGAGUUUGGAAGAGCCACACAAUAUUCAGUGCUUAAAGAAAAUGGUAUUGAAUUUGAGUUGCAAUAUUAUGAAGAAAAACUAGUCAAAAGCACUUGGUCUUAUGGGAUGGUGAGAUGACUAGUUGUAGUUGCAAGAAUUUUGAAUUUUCGGUUAUACUUUGUCAUCACACAGUUAGUGUAUUCAUUCACAAAGAUUGUUACCGAAUUCCAUCUUUGUAUCUUCCAACUCGUUGGUGUCGCGAAACAUCAUUAGGUGGAAAAGAAUUGAUAGUGUUGAGUGAUGAAAAUUUAGUGGACAAGGAAAAUAUCGUCGAUGCUAAUGCUAAUUAUGCUAUUGAUGGAGAUUGUUUUGUUCGUUGUCCUCCACUCUCAAAGACAAAAGGUUGCCUAAAGCAAAAAAGAAUGAAAGGUGGAAAAGAAUUGGGAAAGUAAAAGAUAACUUGUGGGUUUUGUAAGCAUGUUGGCCAUAACAUCUCUACAUGUCUAGAAAAGGAGAAGGAAACCUCAACUUCCUCAAAUGGUGCAAAGAAAAUGAAAAAUUGUACUUCAAUUGAUAUGGGA
Molecule: messenger RNA, 1352 nt
Organism: Quercus lobata
Lineage: Eukaryota; Viridiplantae; Streptophyta; Magnoliopsida; Fagales; Fagaceae
Product: protein FAR1-RELATED SEQUENCE 11-like
Exons: 3
Coding region: 136-909 (257 amino acids)
Biological process (GO): regulation of DNA-templated transcription
Source: RefSeq, a predicted model, not a curated record